Molecule: messenger RNA, 1488 nt
Organism: Drosophila ananassae
Lineage: Eukaryota; Metazoa; Arthropoda; Insecta; Diptera; Drosophilidae
Gene: snk
Product: serine protease snake
Biological process (GO): proteolysis
Molecular function (GO): serine-type endopeptidase activity
Source: RefSeq, a predicted model, not a curated record
CGAUCAGGCGCUUGGCAUCAAACACCGUGUUCUUGGCAUUCAUGGCGACCUUUAAGGAGACAGAGUAACUAACCUUGGAAUGUAUUCCCCCAAGCAAAAUAGAGUUUUGCAAAUAAUAUCAAAAGUAUGAUAGUAAUUUUGUCCCUGAUUAUACAUCUUCAAUUGACCAGUUUGCAUCUGCUGUUGCUGUCCCAUCGCCUUGAAGCUCUUGAUGCCCUUGAAAUAAUCAACUACCAGACCACAAAAUAUACCAUCCCCGAGAAUUGGAAUGAAGAGCAUUCGGCGGCAGACGAAAAAAAUACAGAUGAACUAGAGGAGACUGAAACGGAGGAAAGCUAUUUGAAAUUCGAUGACGAAGGUCAGGUUCAAACGACGUCUUCCUUCGAGGGAUUGAAUGAGGGAGCCUUCUGUCGCCGCAGUUUUGAUGGAAGGAGUGGUUACUGUAUCCUAGCCUACCAGUGUCUUCAUGUGAUCCGGGAAUACCGGGUACAUGGGACACAUAUUGACAUCUGUACUCAUAGGAAUAAUGUGCCGGUUAUCUGUUGUCCUUUGGCCGACAAACAUGUCCAGGCUCAGCGCAUUAGUGCCACCAAAUGUCAGGAGUACAAUGUGGCGGCUAGACGACUUAAUUUGGCAGACACCUCGAGAAGCUUUUCCGGAAAGCAAUGUGUUCCUAGUGUACCCUUGAUUGUGGGAGGAACUCCUACCCGAAGUAACCUCUUUCCCCAUAUGGCCGCCUUGGGCUGGUCGCAGGGUGCUCAGGGUGCCCCGCCAGUGGACAUUAAGUGGGGCUGCGGAGGCACGCUUGUCAGUGAUCUGUACGUCCUGACGGCCGCUCACUGCGCCACCUCGGCAAACCCCCGGAUAUGGUUAGACUGGGAACAACAACUAAAUGAAACCAGUACUUUCCAGCAGGAUAUUAAAAUUCUCAUCAUAAUCCUGCACCCCAAGUACCGCUCGUCGGCAUAUUACCACGAUAUUGCUCUUCUAAAACUUACUCGUCGAGUGCAAUUCUCAGAGCAAGUGCGUCCUGCUUGUCUGUGGCAAGGACCUGAAUUGCAGAUUCCCACUGUGGUGGCAGCCGGCUGGGGUCGCACCGAGUUCUUGGGUUCAAAGUCAAACUCAUUGCGUCAAGUGGACCUGGAUAUCAUACCCCAGCUAAGUUGCAAGCAGAUCUAUCGCAAGGAGCGACGUCUUCCCCGCGGGAUUAUCGAUGGUCAGUUCUGCGCCGGCCACUUGCCAGGCGGCAAGGACACCUGUCAGGGCGAUUCCGGUGGACCCAUUCAUGCUAUAUUGCCGGAAUACAACUGCGUGGCCUUUGUCGUGGGCAUCACUUCCUUUGGCAAGUUUUGUGCUGCUCCAAACGCUCCUGGAGUGUACACCAGGAUAUACAACUACUUGGACUGGAUUGAGAAGAUUGUCUUCAAAAAGCAUUAAUCAGAUCAGCAGUUAUACAAAUAAAUGAUUUAUCUGAAUAAUUUAUUUUAA